This is a messenger RNA of Branchiostoma floridae (Florida lancelet), 1303 nucleotides long. RefSeq lists its product as uncharacterized. NCBI's taxonomy places the organism in Eukaryota, Metazoa, Chordata, Leptocardii, Amphioxiformes, Branchiostomatidae. The record is from RefSeq and is a predicted model, not a curated record. The transcript has 7 exons. The coding region runs from base 4 to 1065 and encodes 353 amino acids.
AAUAUGUUGAGAAUCAUGUCGAUGCUUCGUUCGUCUAACCGACUUCUUGCGCUUUUCACACUAUGCCUAAUGUUACCUUUAACUCUUGCUGAAGAUGCGGACAGCUCAUCGACAACUUGUGAUGGCUCCCCCGACCCAGCAGCCGGCGCCGAAGGCUGCAGCAUCACCGGGAAUUUUGUAUUUCACAGUGGGAAUUGUGUGGACAAGAGCGAGCUGAAGGAGCUCAAGACAAGGCUUCAAGAACUUUCUGAGUUCAGGGUCCCGGAUGUGGAAGGUGAGACGUGCAUCUCAGAACAGGCCGGCGCGCUGAGGUACAACAGAGCCACCACACAGCUGCAGGUGUGCGACGGACAGAACUGGCAAAAUGCUGCCGGAGAGGCCGUCUCUAGGAGAGGAGAGUCGGAGGGGAACCCUGCCAUGUCCUGCCGGGAGAUCUUCACGUUUGGCUCCUACAGAAGUGGGCUGUACUGGAUAAGGCUCUCUGCACAGGACGAGGGGGUAGCCCAGGUCUGGUGCGAAAUGGGAUUCAAAGAUGGCGGCUGGCUCAGGGUCUUCAACAUGAUGGCCAAGGGAGCCACUAAAGACGAAGCUGCAGCCAUGUAUAACAUCAUCAAAAGGAACGGCCCGAUCCAGGCAAUUCUCCCUAACACCACCAGUGGCGCUAUUUACACGCAGGGCCUGGACCUGGGAAUGUACCACGAGGUUGUGUACGGCUGGGCCAAGUCUUCUGAUGACGUGGUGUCGCACUACGGCUACUACCGUGACGACCUGGGCCUGAAGGGACAUUGUUACAUCGACGGCUUCUGUGGGGACAACACGGUGGUGGCCACCAUGACCAGCAGCGUCACAAGGGAGAAGAAAGAGAUCAAGACUGGGAGUGACCCAUCCUACCCUCACGUGGGGCUGGGCUGGACAGGUCAGCAGAUCACGUGGGGUUACGACCUGAACACGUCUCCUCACGGCCACUGGGGGAACUGGUACACCAGCUCCUGCUGUCUGACCGGAAACACCGCCGACAUCCGGGAUGCUGGGAGCAACUGGCGCUACUCCAUCCUCAUCCGUUAGAGAAAGGAACGACGAAGAUGCCCGUGGUGACGAAGAAAUACGGAAACAAUUACCCAAUAUUGUAGCAAGUAACGAAUAGUCUUAGGAACUACAGCGUUAGUAGCCUAUGUCUAUUUUCUUACUACGGCAUCAUGCGCACUCGUGUGCAUCAGGUGAAAUCAUUGAAAUUUGUCCAGACAAUGUAACGUUCACAAACUGAUCAACCAUGGAAAAUAGGUGUGAAACUUCUUGUCGGUGC